UGAAUAGAGAGAAAUCCAGGCAGUGCCACUUGAAACAAAUUAUUUCUUAAAUAAAACUGUAUCAAAUUUAGCAAGGAAUUGAUUGUACAUAUUAAUUAGAAGCUCAUAUUGUCACUUACAACUUCAGAUAAUAAAAUAUGAUGUAAUUAGAAUAAAAUAAGACUACAGAAAACAUGUUGCAGCAGUUUUCUUAGUGCAUAUGACAUUUCAAAACUGCAGCUGGUUAGAUAGAUUCAUGUUGAGGUUCGGCAAGCGAAAGAAGAGGUAUUUCAAAUAGCUGCAGUGCUGACUGCUCGAACGGGAAUGUGUUGUUUAUUUGUUUAUAGAAGGAACGUAUCAUAGAUAAUAUAUAUAGUAUUUUGUCUAUCGAAAUGUUUAUUUACAUCGCUUACAAAGACUCUCCGGAGCUAUCUUCGUUUCGUCGAACAUCCACAGACGCUGAUCUUUCCGUCGAAAAAACUCUGUUAGUGAACCCCAACUGUCCAGUCAGAAUUAUGUUAGAAUAUAUUAGGAAGAAAUGUAAAUUGGGAAUAUACACAAAUUUUGAUCUUUGCGAUGAAAGUGGUGGGCUAAUGGGCUUGUUCAAUUUACCUUCAUAUGCAUACGCCACUGAUCAAUUUGCACAUAAAAAGACGUAUUAUGUUAUUGUCAUAAAACAGGAAAAUGAGAAACGGGUAUCUGUGUUACCACAACUGAAUCGAGAGAACCGAAUUUAUUUGGAAUUAAAGGCGAGGGUAAAGCGUUUCCUGCUCACUGGUAACGUCAGCCCUCAGACAACCUCACCAGCCAAGGUGACCCCUCCACCACCCAACAAGGUUACAGGAAAGAAGAAAUAGAUUUCUAUAGUUUUAUUGGUGAUUUUAAUUUACAUAAAUACUCGUAUUUGAUGUAACAAUUUGUUUUUUAUUGUGAUGUGAU
This is a messenger RNA of Achroia grisella, 918 nucleotides long. RefSeq lists its product as uncharacterized. Bases 372 to 836 code for a protein of 154 amino acids. The transcript is spliced from 2 exons. The record is from RefSeq and is a predicted model, not a curated record. Lineage: Eukaryota; Metazoa; Arthropoda; Insecta; Lepidoptera; Pyralidae.